Molecule: messenger RNA, 1613 nt
Organism: Blepharisma stoltei
Lineage: Eukaryota; Ciliophora; Heterotrichea; Heterotrichida; Blepharismidae
Source: the annotation of a GenBank genome assembly
AUGGCAGAUUCAGAGAGUAAGAAAAUCAUUCUAGUGAUCAGCUUAUUUGCUACACUAAUAGCUCUUUUUUCGAUAUUGUUUUCAAACCCUAGCGACAACCCUGUGAUUUUUCCACUUUUCAAAACAGAUGCCAAGCAUAAUAUUGAAUAUUCCUUAGUUCAUACCUCAGAAGCUGAUUCAAAAAACGCAGAGGGUAAAAAAAUAGACUAUAAGGGCACUUGGAAAUCAAGGUCAGAGUCUCCAGUCUUAAAUCUACUGUCAAAAACAAGUGGGUUAUCCUAUUUCCAUAUCUUAAGAGCAUCGAAUUUCUCAGAUUUUAGCAUAUUUCUAUAUGACGGAAUAUGGGAAAGUAGUGAGCUUUAUUGUUUAGAAUUCGAAACAAAAUCCAAUGCUAAUGAAACUAAUGAUAUGGAAGAAGAAAAUCAAGGCUUCUUAUUUGUAUCACAUCAGGAAAUAGACAUCAAGCAAUGCGCUUAUUUAACGAAAAUUAGUUAUUCACAAAUCAAUGGAACUGAAAAAUCAGCUAAAGGUGAGCUUGUGAGUAAAGAUUGCAAUUUGGAUAUUGAACUAAAUGUUCAUGAAUUUGAGAAGUCAGAAGAAAGCGAAGUUAUUGUAACUUUUAGUUUAAUCAGCUCGACACUUUCUGAGAUUGCCAUUUUAGCAUUUAUUAGGCAUAUCAAUGACUGUAGCUCAGACAGUUUCGCAAGGAAAACAUCCAUACUGAUGUUGGGUAUGCAUGCGUCUAUGGAUUUGUUUUCGUCGAUAUUUCAGUGUAAUUUGGCUUUAAAGAGUGCUCAAGGGUUUAAUUACUUGAUCCUGUCGUCAUUGAUAUCUCUUGGUGUCUUUUUGAUUAUUCAAGGCAAACUUUCAAAUAUUGUUUGGAAAUCUCAAUACGCAGCCCAUUUUUCUGGAAAUAUGGAAAUAUUCAAUAAAAAUUUGAAAAUCUUUCAAAAAUCAUUUUUAGUGUCAGUCACACUGGCAGCAGGGUUUAUAUUUCUGUUUUACAGGCAUAUUAUGUCCUUAUUAUUUGUUUUUCAAGGAUUUCUUAUUCCUCAAAUUGUUGUUAAUGCAAUGUAUGGGUAUAAAUUGUCAAUAAACCAUUUGAAUCUUUUCUUAAUGGUCAUUUCAAAAUUAGGAAUGCUUUUCUAUUUCUUUGGGUAUGCAAAUAAUAUCCUAAAAAGCAAGCCAAAUUAUAAUUAUUUGUUUUGGAUAUCAUCAUAUAUCAUUUUACAGUAUAUACUCUUAUAAAAUCAAUCAUAAUUUUAAUAAAAUAAUAAAAACAAUUUAUUUUUUGAGAUUUGCAGAAUACAACUGUCCUUCUACAAGGAACAAGUGUAGGGCCGAGGUUCUUUAUCCCAAGAGUGCUGAGGCCGAAGCUUUAUAGCUACUAUGGGCAUCCUGAAGCAGAAAGAGGAAUAUACAACAAUGAAUGCAUAAUUUGUAUUACACCGCUGGUAGGCCAUGCCAACCCUAUGAUAGAAAACACAAAAGAGCUUAAAGUAAUGAUGGCUCCAUGCCAUCAUCAAUUCCAUGAAGAUUGCUUAAAACACUGGAUGGCAAUAAAAAUGGAGUGCCCAACUUGCAGAGCUCCUCUUCCUUUAGUGGAAGAAUAA